Hippopotamus amphibius kiboko is the source of this 10228-nucleotide messenger RNA. RefSeq names its product multimerin 2 (gene MMRN2). Gene Ontology annotation, biological process: negative regulation of cell migration involved in sprouting angiogenesis; negative regulation of vascular endothelial growth factor receptor signaling pathway. Gene Ontology annotation, molecular function: protein binding. The transcript has 7 exons. Lineage: Eukaryota; Metazoa; Chordata; Mammalia; Artiodactyla; Hippopotamidae. The record is from RefSeq and is a predicted model, not a curated record. The coding region runs from base 41 to 2905 and encodes 954 amino acids.
UCUGGAGUCGCCCUCAGAAGCCGAGUGUGCCCCGAGCAAGAUGAUUCUCACGCUGCUGCUGAGUGUGGGGGCGCCCCUGGGCUGGGGGCUGCUGGGGGCCUGGGCGCAGGUCCCCGGCACCAGGUUCUCCGGUCCACACAGCCUCAGGCCACCUGGGGUCUGGAAGACAGAGGCUGAGGACACCGGCAGGGACCCUGCCAGACGUAACUGGUGCCCCUACCAGAAGUCCAGGCUGGUCACCUUCGUAGCUGCUUGCAAAACUGAGAAAUUCCUCGUCCACUCACAGCAGCCAUGUCCACAGGGCGCUCCAGACUGCCAGAAAGUCAAAGUCAUGUACAGCAUGGCCCACAGGCCGGUAUACCAGGUCAAGCAGAAGGUGCUGGCCUCUGUGGCCUGGAGAUGCUGCCCGGGCUUUGCGGGACCUGACUGCCAGGACCACGAUCCCAUGGCGAUCCCUGAGCCGGAAGAUCCAGGUGAUAGCCUCCAGGAGCCUUGGGAUGGGCCAGUUGACUUUGAACCUGGCCUGGGAAGUCAGACCCUCAUGUCUCAUGUGUAUGCAGGCCACCCGGCUGCAGAGAUCAGCAACAUGGUGGAGCAGCAGGAACACCGGCUGGGAGAUCUCCAGAAUGACAUUCACCAGGGGACAGACAGCCUCCCAGGCCUGUGGAAGGCCCUGGCAAGCAACCUCACAGUGGCAACAGCUGAGGCAAAUCAGACAGAGCUUGAGUUUCCCAACAGAUCCUUGGAGCAAGUGCUACUGCCCCACAUCAACACCUUCCUGCAAGGACAUCUCAGCCUCAUGUGGAGAAGCUUCAACCAAAGCCUGCACAGCCUCUCCCAGGCCAUAAGAAACGUAUCUCUUGAUGUGGAGGCCAACCGACAGGCCCUCAAGAGGGUCCAGGAGAGCUCUGUGGCCAGAGCUGACUUCCAGGAGCUUGGUGCCAAAUUUGAGACCAAGGUCCAGGAGAACGCCCAGAGGGUGGGCCAGCUGCGGCAGGACGUGGAGGGCCGCCUGCACGCCCAGCACCUGUCCCUGCACCAGUCCCUCUCAGAGGUCCAGGCCGACGUGGACACCAAGUUGAAGAAGCUCCUGAAGGCCCAGGAGUCCCCGGGAGUCAACAGCAGCCUGGUCCUGGCGGCAGCAGGGGCAGCAGCGAGGCCGGAGCCGGAGAGCCUGCAGGCCAGGCUGGGUCAGCUGCAGAGGAACCUCUCUGCGCUGCACGUGGCCGCUGCCCGCAAGGAAGAGGAGUUACAGAGCACCCUGGCAGACAUGAAAGCCACCCUGGCCCAGCACGUGGAUGAGAUCAAGGAGCUGUAUUUGGAAUCUGAUGACACCUACGAACAGAUCAGCAAGGUGGAGCGGCAAAUGCAGGAGCUGCUGGUGAACCACACUGCGCUGCGGGAGCUGCGGGUGAUCCUGAUGGAGAAGUCCCUGAUCAUGGAGGAGAACAAGGAGGACGUGGAGCGGCAGCUCCUGGAACUCAACCUCACCCUCCAGCACCUGCAGGGCGGCCACGCGGACCUUAUUAAGUAUGUCAAGGACUGCAACUGCCAGAAACUCUACUUUGACCUGGAUGUCAUCCGGGAGGGCCAGCGGGACACCACGCGUGCCCUGGAGGAGACCCAGGUGAGCCUGGAUGAGCGGCGCCAGCAGGACGACUCCUCCCUGCAGGCCCUGAGCAGCACGGUGGCCGCCCUGUCGCAGACGGUGGACGCGCACGGGGCGGAGGGCGAGCGGGCGCGGGCCGACGUGGCGCGGCUCCGGAGCCAGCUGCGCGCGCUGGGCGGCGAGGUGAGCGCGCUGCGGGCCUCGGAGCCUGAGAUCCGCGGCGAGAUCCGCCGGCUGCACAGCUCCUUUGCGGCCCUUCUGGAGGACGCGCUGCGGCACGAGGCCGUGCUGGCCUCCCUCUUUGGGGAGGAGGUGAUGGAAGAGAUGUCCGAGGAGGCGCCCGGCCCGCUGCCCCUGCGCUACGAGCAGAUCCGCACUGCCCUGCUGGACGCCGCCAGCGGGCUGCAGGAGCAGGCACUCGGCUGGGACGCGCUGGCCGCCCGGGUGACCGCCCUGGAGACCGCCCUGGAGCGGGCCUCGGGGACCCGCGGGCAGGCCGAGCGCCUGGAGCCCGGUCGGGACGCGUCGCCAGAGGCGACCAGCGGGCUGGAUCUGGCUGGGCUAGGCCUGGAGCUCCAGCGCCUGAGCUCCGACAUGGUGCGCGUGGGACAGUGCUGCGGGGCCUCCGGGGCCUCCUGGCUCAACAGCUCCCUCGAGGGCCUUCGCGGGGAGCUCUCCACCAUCGAGCGCGGCUUGGAGCGGCACCAGCGCCUUUUCCACAGCCUCUUUGGGAACUUCCAAGAGCUCGUGGCAGCCAACGUCAGCCUGGACUUGGGGAAGCUGCAGGCCAUGCUGAGCAGGAAAGGGAAGAAGCAGCAGAAAGGCCUGGAAACUCCCAGGAGGCGGGACCGGAAGCAAGUGGGGUCUCUCGAGGAUGCGCAAGUGAAAGGGCCGGUGCUCUGGGAGGCAGGCUUCCCUGUGGCCUUCUACGCCAGCUUUUCAGAAGGGACAGCUGCUCUGCAGACAGUGAAGUUCAACACCACUUACAUCAACAUCGGCAGCAGCUACUUCCCUGAACAUGGCUAUUUUCGAGCCCCUGAGCGUGGGGUCUAUCUGUUUGCAGUGAGCAUUGAAUUCGGCCCAGGGCCAGGCACUGGGCAGCUGGUGUUUGGAGGUCACCAGUGGACCCCUGUCUAUACCACCGAGGAGCAGAGGGGUGGGAGCCCGGCAGUGGUCUUUGCCAUGGCUGAGCUGCAAAAGGGUGAGAGAGUAUGGUUUGAACUAACCCAGGGAUCAAUAAUGAAGAGAAGCCCGCCAGGCACUGCAUUCGGGGGCUUCCUGAUAUUCAAGACCUGAGCACCAGGCACAGCUCUGAUCAGACAUCGCAGACUUGUUCAGCUCACCUUGGCCUGGCGCUCAGGCUAGGAUUGGUCUGGAGACCAUCCAGCUGGUCUAGCUCUUCCCUGGAAACCUUCUGCAAAGACAACAUGGCAUUUGUGGCCUCCCUCUGGACACACUGAGUCUGGCUGUUUCUUAAUGAUGAGAAGGACUGGAAUGCUUCUCUCCAGGCAGGACCUGGUCUGGGGACAUGUGAAUCUUGGCUUGGUGUGCCUUCCAAGGCAGCAUGGCUUGGAUUCCAGCUCUUGGCCGUACCCCGUGUUCUAUAGCUUCUUUGGUGUUUUGCUCCUCCUGUGGUUGGAAACUUCCAUACAACACUAAACCUUUUUCCUGCUUCCUCUUCUCCUUCAUCUUAUGCUAGAAAAUCAUUCUUUCCCAGAAAGAAUAUGUUUAAGUGGAAGUGACAUUUAAAUGGAAGUGGUGAAGAAGCCAGUCUCCACCCACUGCAGGGCAGUAGGAGAAAACUAACCUGUGUGGUAUCUAUCAAUCAAAAAUGGAGACAAAGACCUGGUUGAGUUAACCAAGGGAAACAAAAUCAGUAUCUUUUCCUUAGUUUCAGUCCUUCCUUGAAUUUAUCUGUAACUUUAACUUUACUUCUUUUUCUCCUUGCCUCAUGCAGGGUAAAGGCCAAGACAUGCCAAACACAAACUAAAAUGUGUAUAGCCUUCACCUUUUUUGCUUCCUCCAAUAGCUUAUGACCACCCUAGUUCUUAUUAGCAUUUCUAACCAAGAAGGGAGCUGGGGGAAGAGAAGGAAGACGGUAAACAUCUCCCUCAACAAUUCUCAACUUUGGGAUGAAGUGAUAUCCUUCAGAUUGCUGUCUGGUUUGCAGAGCAAACCCGUAUGGAGUGCAAAAAGAUUUGGUAAAGUAGGUAGAAAUCUGGGACAAACUGUCUGGGAUGUGACUUUCAUUACUCCAGGCCAUAUGUGACUUCACAGCUUCAGUUAAUCCUACAUAAAACACUCAGAGGCCUCCACGGCCUCCACAAGAAUCUUGGAUUAGACAGUACAGCUUAGAGUUGUAGUUGUUCCUACAAUAUCAAUAUAUGGUUUUCAAAAAAUUACAGGUCCUGACUCAAACAGGCUUCUUGUCAGGGUACACUUUUAUUUUGGUAGUAGGUAUUCAAUAUGUGUUGACUAUACUUCUCUCUACAAGAAAAUCAGAUUGGUCUGGGUGAUAAAAAAGGACAGCAUGGGCUGUCAGGGUUCCCAGCCCUUCUCGUUUCCUUGGGCUCAUGAAUUCAAAUAAUUGUCCCUCAGAAUUUAUUUACCACUAAACUUGGUGUGCUUGAUAUGCUAAAAUAUCAGUGUCAAAAGGAACAAUACGCCAGGCCAUUCUGCCACUGACAGUUUGACCUUGGGAUAAAACACCUCUCUUGAACGUUUCCAUCUGUAGUAUGAGGUGGGUAGUCUAACAGCUGUAAGUAUUCUGGUAUUUUAUUAUCUUGACCACAGGUUUGGCUCUCACCUACCUGCCCUUCCCUCUGGCCAGGGCCUCCUGCCCAGUGCAGCUCAGCUACAAGACCAGUCCUGACCCAUGGCAUGAUGUAUCUGGGCCAUCCCUGACCAAAGAUGGGAAAUCCAGUACCAGGUCACCCUUGCGGCUAGAAAGACCAUGCUGUGUCUUCUUUCUGCUCAGUCUUGCUGUUGCUGGUCAGACUGUGCUGAUGGCUAAGUGGAAACAUUUGGGUAAUACAGUCAUCAUUUAAGACUUUCACUUGGAAGUUACUACAUUAUAAUAAGCAGAGUGAAAGGAUUUCCUUUAUAAGGGGCACACGUCCUCCAACCGUCACAUGGCUGGUGCUAUUCAAUAGGGAAUUUUUAAAUGAAAGUGCUAACUGGUCAACUCUGCCAGCAGCAUGCAGUAUUGGAUAAGUCACUCCAGAAGUUUCUGGGAUGAGAAUUGGAGAGACAAUAGUUCUUUUAAAUAGGGUGCUUUCCAUGCAAAUUUCACAAAACCUUAAUAUCAAAGUUGAAGUGUAAAUUUUCUACUUAAACACUUGUAUAACUAGGACCCCAGAUUAACAAGAAUUCUGAAGUUAUUUGAUAGAUUUAUCUCCAUGAAUAUCUCUGGGUGGAGAAUCUGUUUGAGUGCCCCCCCCCCCAGCAGACCCCCCGUUACCCAGGCCAAUGUUACAACACCCUUUACUUGUGGCAUCCAGAACAAGACAAUGACUGAGCACAGAGUGGUAUCAGGUUUUUCCAAACCCGAUGGAAAAAAAAUACACAAAAAUAUUCAAAAAUAUCAUUGAAAAACAAGAAAGGGUACCAUAAGCAGGUCAGGAAAUUUUAGUAAUUCCUGGAAAAUAGGAAGUAGAAGGGAGCAAGCAGAAAAUGAAACAGCAAUAGGAAAUCAUAACUCAAAACAUUUGAGAGAUGGGAGUGAUUUCAGGGGAGCCCCAAACUCAAGCGCAGCCCCUAACACACCCGGAGGGGUUUGUGGAGAAGAGGCAGCUGAGGCAGCAGUCAGUUCCACCUGCUCCUUGUCUGAGCUAAGCAGCAGGCAGCAGUGGCCUCUGUCUUGAGCUAGAGCAGUGCUGGUCAAUCCUGACCUCUCGGUUACAGGGCAGCUACUGACACUUGGAGGUAAGAACCUCCCACAUCCAGAAGACACAUGUAACCUUAUCACAAUCAAGACUCCCAGGAGUGAAUCUGGAGCUGUGUCUCCACAAACCACAACAUGUUAAAAUAACUCCUUAUUUCAGAAACACUGUGAGAAAGAUAUAUGGUCUAUAAAAAAUGCUUCUCAAAACUCCCCUUUCCUCUCAUACUCUGAAGCUCCUCUGGUCUCCCAUGAUGUUUAUCUUGAAAACGUCACAAACUCCUCUCCCAGCUCUAGCCUGAGCACCAUUCCCUUCUCCUCCAUCAAGAAAGCUCCCCCAAACCUGGCCUGACAAUGACAAAGCUCUUUUAUGGGGAAGGGGAGAGGUAAACAAGCAGUGGGGGGGAAAGCCUGAGUCCUCUUGAGUAGGUAAAAAGGGAGGAAAGGAUUACCUCUUAUUUUUCCACUAACAGCUAGUCCCAUCACCCCUUGAUAAAAACAGGAAGCUGAGGAACACAGAACUGGGAUGAGCAGGUGUUCACGAAUACACAGAUAAGCAGCUACCCCAAACUGCUAAACGUUUGUGGGAAACUAGUCUCAUGAACAAUAAGUUCCAAACUCAACAAACUGAAAACUAUGGAAUAUAUAAAUCUCUAGAAACAAUACAGGACAUUGGAAAUGUAUACUGAUUAUUUGCCACUCAGAUCCUGGUUUCUAAAUAUCAUCCUCCCUAAAAGGAACCAAAGUGCCUUGGAGAAAUGGCUGACUCGAUGGCAAGGGUAAGGAAGGUACCAGAUGAGCUUGGAACAUCUUUAUGUGCCCCAAAGUAAGAAGUGCUCAAAAAUGAUGGGCAUGUGUCAAAAGGACUCAGGCGCCAACUUGAUGAACUCCCAGUAGCCAAGUCUGGGUCAAUCUGAGCAGCAAAACAAAAAAUGACCUAAGAGACUACAACUUACUGAAUAAGAGUCCAUACUGAUAAUAAAAAAUAAACAAGAACAGAAGACUUAUUCCUUGUAGCAGAAUGCCAAUUAAUAAAUGUAAAUGUAAUAAUGGAAUCAGAAAAUCACCACUUUGUAACCACUGAUUCAUGUAGAAGUUAUCAAUGGAUGCUAAAGCGCAGUCUCUAAGUCUCUCUUAUAACAUACUCAUUACAAAGGGGAACCGGUAGCUUCACAGUGGGGAAACGAGGUACCACAAUAAACAACCAAUUGACAAGGACACCAUCAGUAACUGAUGGUGACACAUGGACACUGUGGCCUCCUGGUGGGAUGCCCUGAGGACACAAACAUCAUGUCCACAAAAUCACUGGCUUUUACUCUAGAAAAUGUUGACAUCACAAAAGACAAAAGCUGGAGAACUCUUUCAGAUGAAAGGAGAAUAAGGAGACAGGACACCUAAAUACAAUGCAAGAUCCUAGGCAGACUCUGAACCAGGAAAAUGUGCUCAAGGACUUUACUGGAACAACUAGCAAAACUUGAAUAAGGUCUACGGACUGGUAUUGCCGAUAAUUGUCACAGUGUAAAUGUUAACUUUCCUGAUUUUGGAAAUUGUACAUAAUCAGUUAUAUAAUAGAGUAUACCUGAAGUAUUCAGGGAUAAAGAGGCAUGAGCUCUGUAACUUACUCCAAAUAGUUCAGAAAAAAGUAUGUCUAUGUAUGUGUUUGUACACAGAUAUUCCAAAAUGAGCCUUUGUAACUUUUCUAUACACACAGAAUGACAAAGCAAUUGUGACAAAAUGUAGGUUUAUGAUUCUGGAUGAAGGGUAAAUGGCAUUCUUUAUACUAUUUUUGUAACCUUUCUGGAAGUUUGAAAUUUUUCAAAAUACAAAUAAAGUUAAAAUAAAUUUUUGGUUGUUGAAAUAAAAACACUCAGUAGGUGGGCUAAAAGCAGAAGGCAGGAUGAAACAUAAGAAAAACAUGUUAAGAAAUAUGCAAGCAACAUCUGUGGGACCUAAUAUCUGUCUAAUAGCAAUUCUAGAAAGAGGAGAGUAAAAGGGAAGGAGAGUAAAGAAGUGAUGGGAAAAAAGUUCCCAGAUAUGAGGCAAGAUUAAAAGGACCCUAUUAGUACUGAGUAACAGAAUGAAUGUAUCUAGAAACGGCAAGAUUAAACUUCAAACAUCAAAAACAAAAAUUAAGUCCUAUGUUUCUCGAAUGAAAAAAAGUUAAACUAAAAAGGACCGAAUUAGACACGUCAGACUUCUUACUGGCCAAAGGGAUGCUGGAAGAUCACAGAGUAGAAUCUUCACAGCUAGAUUCUCUCUUCAGCCAAACUACUAGCCAAGUAUGAAGACAAAAUAAAAAAAUAAAAAUUACUUUUCAAGUGCUCAAUUGAAAUGCUUUCCCCAACAGUGUUGGUCUUUUGUUUUUUGCCACAGCCUUUCCAUUCUUUCUUGUAGUGUUUUUCACUUGGACUUUAGUCAUACAGGAGAGCAACAGAGAACAGAGCAACAGCUGUGCUUCAACCUGAUUCUAAAAUUGCUUUCAAAAAAAGACUCCCCACCCUCCACCAAAAAAAAGGCCCAAGUUCUUUCUUCCCCUAGCUUAAAAAUACUUUCAGUAUAAGAAUUUCACAUUGACUUUUAAACAAUGGUAACAUUUCAGGUUCCCUGUAUAAAAUCUAGGCCAUGGGUAGUAAGGUGGGUGUAGGGAGCACUGGGGCAUCUGGAAUCACUCUGAAUUUCAUUCUGAGCAAGUAAUUGGACAAAGGCCAGGAAGACAAACCUCAGAGGAAUAAUAUGUAGGCCAUAUAUAUUGCAUCUAAAAAAGAGAGUAAGAAUUCAAAAGGUAAUUAUGGAUUAAUUUUUCAGCCCUAGUCUCUGCUUCUAUCUGAAAUAUUUUUUCAUGCACCUUUGCACUUGAACUAAGUUUCCUCUUCCUGCUUCCCAGCUGCAGGGUGACGUGCCCAUUUGCUUCUACCCUAAGCUCACAGUGUUUAACUUCCCAUGACUAGAACAGUGCCACUGCCAUUAGGUGGCCUCUGCCUACACUCCUGGCCAGCCACCUGCACUCUAAGUGCAGCCAUGUCCACUUAGGCUGUACUGCUCCAGGGCUGAAGCCAGGCAUCUUUUAGGAAUAUGCAUCCAACUGAAGUAUGAAGUGCCAGAAAUAGUCCAUGCAGUAGCAACUGGCAGGUAAAUAUUUCUCCAAGAGAAUGAAGACCUAAUGACUGAAUUAGCAUCUGCUUAAAAUUACCUGUAAGGAUUAGACUAUUCUGGAACAACAGUGUCUCAUUCUUAAUGUCUACUCUAUUAAUGCUACUAGUAAUAUUAUAGAAACCUUGGAAAUAGUCACUCUUCCAACUAACCAGUGAGAGUAACAUUAUGCUAGGAAGGAAGAAUGAAUAUAUUUAUCCAAUUUUUGAGUCAGCUUUUUUACAGGUGGAAAAAAAGCCAGCAAGUUUUUGAUAAGCCCAAGAAAUUCCUGAUUCUUCUUUAUCAAGCUUCAUUUGAGUGCAUGCUAUUGUUUCAAGAAACUGUCUUACACUGACACUACAGGAGGAUUCUAAUAAGGCUAUCUCCAAACAUGUAUUUUUUGGGGGCGGGGCAGGGAAGACAACUAGUCCCAAAUCCUUUAUAAGGAUUUAACAUGUUCAAAUGCCUAAGAAAAGGCAUCACAAGGCACACUGAGUGAAUUUACACACAACUGAAAACAGCUCUGACAGGCGGUGAAGGGAAGUACAGAAGGGAUAAUAUUGCUACAGAGCAGAAGGAAAGCUACCUUUACUGCCCUGAAGUUUAAGCUUUUAAAACAGCACUUGCUGCAGUAGGAAUACCAUAAGGCCAGAUAAAUGGAUUCUACUACUCUAACUAAAAGAAGCUAGUUACAGCCAAGAUAUCAGGCACUCUAUUAGCAGAAAGAGAAAAAACUUGGAAGAAAUUACUUGGCCAGAUAGUGAGAUGAGUACUCUUACACUACUCUUAAGAGUGUAAAUGAGAAACGCUUCUGGGCAGCAAGAUAGCAAUAUUUGUCAAGAAUCUAAGAUUUUUUUUUCAUCUUAAAGAAUUUUUUUUUUGGCACACGGGCUUAGUUGCUCCACGGCAUGUGGGAUCUUCCUGGAGCUAGGAUCGAACCCGUGACCUCUGCAUUGGCAGGCGGAUUCUUAACCACUGCGCCACCUAGGAAGCCCUCAUCUUAAAGAAUUUUUAAAAGUUCAUAUCCACUGGUUCAUUUUUAGGAGUGUAAUCUAAGAAAAUAAAUAUAUGAAAAUUUAUGUACAAGGAUGUUCAAUACAUUGGUUAUAUUUUCCCAAACAACAAAAAUAACCCUAAUAUUCAACAGGGAAUUAUAAAAAUAAAUUGUUCCAUCUACUUAGUGGAAUGCUAUGUAGUCAGUUUUUUAAAAUAUUAUGUUUUCAAUGGAUAUAUAACAUACUAUUAUCUUAACAUUGUAAAGAAAUACGUAGCAGCAAAAAAGAUCGAAAGAAACAUUCAACUAAAUAGUGGUACUAUCUGGCAAUAGGAUUUUAAAUGAUUUCAUUUGCUUCUUUAUUCUUUCCUAUAUUUUCCAAAAUUUCUGUGAUGAGUACGUUUUUAGAAUUAGAAAAAAUGUUUAGUUUUUUUUUUUUUUAAAGGAAAAUAACCCUUGGCUAUAACAGACUUAUGUAACUAUUAUAACUUCUCUAUCUACACAAAGGAAAGAGUGUGUGGUCACUUACCUGCCCUGUGUCCCAUUCUGGAUGUCUGGUGGCUGAAAUGCACAUCUCAGGUACAUCUGUAUGUACCUGUAUGUACCUAACUUAUCU